This is a messenger RNA of Scheffersomyces coipomensis, 1519 nucleotides long. It is a transcript of the gene LAB5, whose product is annotated as putative lipoate synthase. Gene Ontology annotation, biological process: lipoate biosynthetic process. Gene Ontology annotation, cellular component: mitochondrion. Bases 218 to 1414 code for a protein of 398 amino acids. NCBI's taxonomy places the organism in Eukaryota, Fungi, Ascomycota, Pichiomycetes, Serinales, Debaryomycetaceae. Gene Ontology annotation, molecular function: 4 iron, 4 sulfur cluster binding; lipoate synthase activity. The record is from RefSeq and is a predicted model, not a curated record. The transcript has a single exon.
AGAGGAGUCGAAAAUCGGUCACAUGAUCAAAAUAUUCUGAGCUGAGUUAAAUUUUUCUCUUUACAAAUCAAACUUAGAUUCCCACCAUUGCCAGAUAGCUGUAUAACUUAGUUCAAUUAUCCAUCUAGAUCAUUCAUUUAUUGGUGGAUUCAAUUGAAAUAGUUAUUCUUCAUCCAAACACACGUCAAUCACAUAUAAAACACCCGCGAUUCCAAUCAUGAUAAGAAGUAUACUGCAUCAACAUCACCACCAAUUAUUCAAAUCACUUACACAAUCAACCACAGUAUCAUUCCGUACAUUGGCUACUUCAGCAGAUACAACUAAAGUAAAACCAAGGAGGAAAAGUACGAAAUUCACCGAUGCAUUGAAUAAAGGUCCUUCAUUUGAUGAUUUCGUCAGUGGAGAUGCAGCUGAGAAAUUAAAACUUAUUGAUCCUUUGGAAUUAGCUAGAAAAGAUCCUGAUCAAAGAUUACCAAGUUGGUUGAAAGUGCCUAUUCCUAAGGGGAAAAGUUUUAAUAAUGUCAAGAAAGAUGUCAGAGAAUUGAAAUUAUCCACUGUUUGUGAAGAAGCUAAAUGUCCUAAUAUUGGUGAAUGUUGGGGUGGGAAAAAAUCAGAAGCAACCGCUACUAUCAUGCUUUUAGGUGAUACUUGUACUAGAGGAUGUAGAUUCUGUUCUGUUAAAACAGAUAGAAACCCAGCUAAGCCUGAUCCAAUGGAACCAGAAAACACUGCUGAAGCUAUUAGUAGAUGGGGAUUAGGUUAUGUGGUGUUGACUACUGUUGAUAGAGAUGAUUUAAUCGAUGGUGGUGCUAAUCAUUUAGCUGAAACUGUGAUGAAAAUAAAACAAAAAGCACCUCAAAUCUUAGUUGAAGUAUUAAGUGGUGAUUUCAGAGGGGAUUUAGAUAUGGCUUCUUUAUUAGCUAAAUCUGGAUUAGAUGUUUAUGCUCAUAAUCUUGAAACCGUGGAAGAUUUAACUCCAUAUGUCAGAGAUAGAAGAGCAACUUAUCGUCAAUCAUUAUCAGUAUUGGAAGCUGCCAAAAAGACAAAACCAACCCUUAUAACCAAAACUUCCUUAAUGCUUGGACUUGGAGAAACUGAUACUCAAAUCUUACAAACUUUAACUGAUUUAAGAGAAAUCGGUACAGAUGUAGUAACAUUCGGUCAAUAUAUGAGACCAACAAAGAGACAUAUGAAAGUAGUGGAAUACAUCACUCCUGAUAAAUUCGAUUAUUGGAGAGAUAAAGCUCUAGAAAUGGGAUUCCUUUAUGUGGCAAGUGGUCCAUUAGUAAGAAGUUCAUAUAAAGCCGGUGAAGCAUUCAUUGAAAAUGUGAUUAGAAAGAGAAGACAUAAUGUAGGUGAAGCUCCAAGAUUGAAUCAAUCAAUUAAUCCAAGCAUAUAUAAACAAAAUGAAUAGACUCUGGAUAAAAGUUCUUUUGCAUUUUAUUUAGAUUGUACAUAAAUACUAAUAAUAAUAAUAAUAAUAAACGGAAAUUUUUAAUAUGAUUGAUAAUACAGAUUG